AUCUCACAUAACAGCAUCACCCCCAAGAAAUACUCCAAUUGUGCAGGAGCAGAGAAACUUCCUCACAAAUUUCCAUUCAAUUCAAUGACUCAUUCCUCCAAUUUUUCUCCCAAUAUUACUGCACCUUCUUCCACACCUCCUUAUGAAACGUCUGACCCUUUCAGAUGCCUUCAAGCACAAGACAAGUCUCAUCUCUCUAUAUAUAUCAACAUCCCGCCUCUCCGUAUCGUUUCAUGCAAAAGCAGAAGGGAAAGCAAACCCUUUACAAAAUACUCUCAGGGUUUUCAUUUUGAUUCUUGUUAUUGUCCAUGUCUCUCGCUCUCAGUAAUCUAACCCAAUUCCCAAUGGAAAACGUAACGCUGCCCAUAAUCCAGCUUCUUUUUGUCGGUUUUUUCGUGCUUGACAUAAUUUACAGUCGAUUUUUCAACCGGGUGGAAAGACAACAAGAAUGUCUUGUGAAAUCCGAGACUUGCGAGGAUUCGAAAGCUCGUGUGACGAAAAAGAACCAAGAUUUUGACUUGCCUUGCUCCAGUGAGAAAAAAGAGGAUGUAUGCAGAGGAGAUGUGGGGGUGGUGAUGGAAAGGCUGGGGAUUUUUUGUCAGUCUGGUGAUGGGAAACUUCCGGAGAGGUUGGAUCCUGACGAGAUUUCAAAGCUGUUUGAAGAGAAGGAGCCGAGUUUGGACGAGGUGAAGGGAGCUUUUGAUGUGUUUGAUGAGAACAGUGAUGGGUUUAUCGAUACGAGGGAGUUGCAGAGAGUUCUGGGUGUUUUGGGAUUCAAGGAGGCAGGAGAGGUGGAGAAUUGCAGGAGGAUGAUCGGCUUGUUCGACGAAAACGGAGAUGGGAGGAUCGAUUUUGGUGAAUUUGUAAAGAUCAUGGAGAAUAGCUUUUGUUGAAGUAUUCCUUUUGGAAGACCGGAAUCAAUAGAAAAAUUCAAUUUCCUCA
Rhododendron vialii is the source of this 942-nucleotide messenger RNA. Its product is annotated as probable calcium-binding protein CML46. The record is from RefSeq and is a predicted model, not a curated record. Gene Ontology annotation, molecular function: calcium ion binding. Bases 309 to 893 code for a protein of 194 amino acids. The transcript has a single exon. Lineage: Eukaryota; Viridiplantae; Streptophyta; Magnoliopsida; Ericales; Ericaceae.